This is a messenger RNA of Sceloporus undulatus (fence lizard), 7311 nucleotides long. RefSeq names its product fibronectin leucine rich transmembrane protein 2 (gene FLRT2). The transcript is spliced from 3 exons. The record is from RefSeq and is a predicted model, not a curated record. Bases 2788 to 4773 code for a protein of 661 amino acids. Gene Ontology annotation, molecular function: protein binding. Lineage: Eukaryota; Metazoa; Chordata; Lepidosauria; Squamata; Phrynosomatidae.
CUGCCUUCCAAGCAUUCUUGAAACGUGAAAUGUGGGAGGGAUUAUCCAAGAGAUAGAUAGACAGAGAGAGAGAUGGCUAUCCAGUGAAUCUAGAGGACUGUAAAACAUAUCUCCCUGGGGUAUCAAACGAGGAAAAGGGCAAGGCUUCCACCAGAAAGGAAGAGUCGGAUCGGAGACCUCCUUAUUGCUAAGAUCAUCCUCGCAGAGCUCCUUGCUUGGGAAGGCAGGCGAGGAAGCAAGCAAGCAAGCAAGCAAAAACCUGGACUUUUUUCCAAAGCGGGUGGAAAAGAAAGAGGUGUCUGUCCAGUGAACUCCUGAGUGUAAAACAUCUCCCAAGGCGAGGAAAAGGCACAGUCGAAGACCUCCUUGCCACUAAAGAAGAUCAACUUGCAAAACUUGGGCUUGAUUGGGAAGGCAGGCAGGCAAGGAAACGCUGGACUUGGAAAAGUUGCUGUGUGUGUGUGUGAGAGAGAGAUGGCUAGCCACUGAAUUCAGGACUCUAAAACAUCUCCUUGGGGUGCCAAGAAAGGAAAAGACGAGCUAUGAAGGGGAAGAAUCAGAUCGGAAACCUCAGUUACUGCUAAGAUCACCCUGCAAGCAAGCAAGGCUGGACUUUGAAAAGCAGGUAGAAAAGAGAGAGAUGGCUAUCCAGUGAAUCGUUUGACUGUAAAACAUAUAUCUCUCUGGAGUGUCAAGCGAGAAAAAGGCACUGCUUCCAUCAGAAGGGAAGAGUCCGAUCUGAGACCUCCUUAUUGCCCAAGAUCAGCCUGCAAAACUCCAGCUUGGAAAGGCAGGCAGGCAAGUAAGCAAAGAAGCAAAGGCUGGACUUUGCAAAGCGGGAGAAAGAAAGAGAUGGUUAUAUAGUGAAUCUCCUUGGGGUUUCAUGCGAGGAAAAGGCACUGCUUCCAUCAAAAGGGAAGAGUCGGAUGGGAGCGACCCCCUUAUUGCAAAGAUCAGCCUGCAAAACUCCAGCUUGGGAAGGCAAGGAAGCAAAGGCUGGUCUUUGCAAAGAGAGAGAGAGACAGAGAGAGAUGGCUAUUCAGUGAAUCCAGGACUGUAAAACAUUUUCCUGGGAUUUCAAGCAAGAGAGGAGAGAGAGAUGGCUCCCCAUUGAAUUCAGGGCUGCAAGCAAAGGAAAAAAGGAGUUAAAAGCCACGGCUUAUUACAACACCAGAAGGGAAGAAGAGUCCGGAUCGGAGCCCUCUCCUUCUUUCCCACUUACGUUUAAACCGAUCAGUAAUGUAACAAUUGUAAUGUAACAGUAAUGUAAGCGCCCACUUACAUUGUUGCCAAGCUCAGCCUUCAAAACUCCGGCUUGGAAAGGCAGGCAAGGAAGGGAGGAAGCAAGCAAGCGCUGGACCUUGCAAAGAAAUAAAAGAGAGAGAUAGCUACCCACUGGAUUCCUGACUGCGAAACAUCUCCCUUGGGGUGUCAAGCAGCACGGCUUCCAUCCGAAGGGGAAGGGUCUGAUCAGAGGACCUCCUCAUUGCCAAGGUCAGCCUGCAAGACUCCAGCUUGGAAAGGCAGGCAAGCAAGGAAGCAAGCAGACGCCGGACUUUGCAAAGAGAGAGAGAGAGAGAGAGAGAGAGAGAGAGAGAGAGAGAGAUGGCUAUCCAAUGAAUCCAGGACUGUAAAAACAUCUCCCUGUCAAGAGAAAGAACAAAUCUGAAUUUUGAAAAGAGAGAGAGAGAUGGUUAUCCAGUGAUUCCAGGACUGUAAAACAUCCCCCUGGCAAGAGAGAAAGCAAAGCUAGACUUUGAAAAGAGAGAAAGACAAGGGCACUCACCUCCCCGCAGACAGGCUCCCAGGCACUGUUGUGUUGCACAGGGAGGUCUGCCUGUGGCCAAGAACAGAGAGAAAGAGAGAUCUGCAAGAUCUGCGUGGAUCUGGUUGGUGGCUCUUGCCUCUCUGCAAAUCCCCGGCCAGGAGGGAGGAGAGAGAGAAAGAAAAAAGGGAGCCCAGCUCUCCUGGUCUUUUUGCUGAGGAGGAGGAGGAGGAGGAGUAGCUGCUCCAGGUCCUGCUGCCCGGGUUUGUUGGACGUGGGGAUGCUGGAGCCCGGGGCUGCGUGUUGCUGGAGGAGCCCGGGAGAGGAGGAUGGUGCCUCGUAGGAGGAGAACCAGGCGGAGGAAAGGGAGGCAGCAGCCUCCGUCGCAUUUCAUGGUGAUCCUACUGCCCUGGGAAGGAAGAGAGGAAGUCCAGGAGGAGAAGGCUGCCCAAGGUGGGUUCUUCCUUGCUGCCCCAGGGCCUCCAGAUCCCAGGGAAGGAGGAGGAGGAUCAGGAGCCAACCACAUCUCCCAAAACCUCCAGGCAUCAAGAGAAUCAUACAGCAUGUACAGUUAGUGAAAGCUGCUUCUGUCUCAUCAGCCACAUGUGCCAAACAGAUUGCUGAGAUCCAGCCUCAAGCUGAGAUGAAUGCCUUGCAGACUAAAAGAAGCCACAUGCAUCCUUACCACUAACACCGCAGUGAAAAGAAGGACUAGUCUAGAAAACCUGCCUCUAGUCAAGAUUUGGUAUCUUAUAUUGCUUACUGGUCACCUGUACAGGACAUUAUUACAAUCAUUCAGCAUACAUGGAGAGAGGCAACAAAAUGUGCAAACCUGGCUAACAAGAGAGAAACUUACCUAGCCAGAGUGGAAGGCAAUCCAGUUAUAUGAGGAUUAUUUUGUAUUUAGCCUUCAGAACAUUACCUCUUCUGUGCAAAGAACAGAAAUCCAAAUGUAUUUUCAGUUUCUCUUUUUUUGCUAGUAUUUUUUCUCUUUUUCAGUAUUUUUUCCCCUUAAUUUAGAAAUGGGCCCGUGGACUAGAAUGUGGCUCAUGGACAAGGGUACUUUCUUUAAAUCAUGGCUUGUGUUUUCUCUGGGGCUCUACAUGCAGUUCUCCAAAGCUGUGGCCUGUCCAAGCGUUUGCCGCUGUGACCGAAACUUUGUCUACUGUAAUGAACGCAGCUUGACCUCAGUGCCUCUUGGAAUCCCGGAGGGUGUUACCGUACUCUACCUCCAUAAUAACCAAAUUAAUAACGCUGGAUUUCCUACAGAGCUACACAACGUCCAGUCUGUGCACACAGUUUACCUAUAUGGCAACCAGCUGGAUGAGUUCCCCAUGAAUCUGCCCAAGAAUGUCAGAGUUCUCCACCUGCAAGAAAACAACAUCCAGACCAUUUCUCGGGCAGCUCUGGCCCAGCUGUUGAAACUGGAAGAGUUGCACCUAGAUGAUAAUUCCAUCUCUACUGUAGGAGUUGAGGAUGGGGCUUUCCGGGAAGCUGUUAGCCUCAAGCUUCUGUUCUUGUCUAAGAAUCACUUAAGCAGUGUACCAGUUGGCCUUCCAGUGGACUUACAAGAACUACGAGUUGAUGAAAACCGAAUUGCCAUCAUAUCAGAUAUGGCCUUUCAGAAUCUCACAAGCUUGGAACGUCUCAUAGUGGAUGGCAACCUCCUUACCAAUAAAGGUAUUGCAGAUGGCACCUUUAGCCACCUAUCCAAACUCAAGGAAUUCUCUAUAGUACGAAAUUCACUAACAUACCCUCCCCCUGAACUCCCAGGUACAAACCUACUUAGGCUUUAUCUACAGGACAACCAGAUAUCACACAUACCACUUUCAGCCUUUUCAAAUCUCCACCAGCUGGAGCGACUUGAUAUAUCCAACAAUCAGCUUCGGAUGUUGUCCAAAGGUGUUUUUGAUAACCUUCAUAACCUUAAGCAACUCACAGCAAGGAAUAAUCCGUGGCUUUGUGAUUGUAGUAUUAAGUGGGUCACUGAAUGGCUCAAGUUAAUUCCAUCCUCCAUCAAUGUUCGAGGAUUCAUGUGUCAGGGGCCAGAUCACGUCCGAGGUAUGGCUGUCAGGGAACUCACCAUGAAUAUGUUGUCAUGCCCCCCAACUACCCCUGCUCUGUCAUUUGUUACCCAGGCUCCCACAACAUCCUUGCCAACCACAGUCACCCCUACAACAUUACUCGUAACCCCAAAUAACAAAUACACUCCUUUUACCCCCAUAGUAGCUACACUCCCCAUUGUGCCUGAGAGAGACGAUGGAGAAAAGGUGACCACUCCCUUUGUUGAACGCUUUCAGCUGUUUAUCCACAUUGUGAAUGACACAUGCAUCCAAGUCAGCUGGCAUACCCUUUUUAACAUCAUGGCGUACAAACUUACCUGGGUUAAAAUGGGCCACAGUCUGGAAGGAGGCAUCAUUCAGGAACGGAUAGUUAGUGACAAGAGACAGAACAUAAGCUUGACAAACCUAGAGCCCAAAUCUACGUAUCGGAUUUGCUUAGUUCCCUUGGAUGAUUUUAAUAAUUACCGAGUUGGUGAGGACACUGUCUGUUCUGAAGGUACCACCAAGGCUUCCUUAUUAAGCAAUGGUAGCAACACAGCCUCCAGUCAUGAGCAGACAACUUCUCAUAACAUUGGUUCCCCAUUUCUCUUGGCAGGAUUGAUUGGGGGGGCAGUGGUAUUUGUUUUGGUGGUUCUGCUUAGCAUCUUCUGUUGGCACAUGCACAAAAAGGGGCGCUAUACUUCUCAGAAGUGGAAAUACAACCGGGGCCGACGGAAAGAUGACUACUGUGAGGCGGGGACCAAGAAGGACAACUCCAUCCUGGAGAUGACAGAAACCAGCUUUCAGAUUGUCUCCUUAAAUAAUGAUCAACUCCUUAAAGGAGAUUUCAGACUGCAGCCCAUUUAUACCCCAAAUGGGGGCAUUAACUACACAGACUGCCAUAUCCCCAACAAUAUGAGAUAUUGCAACAGUGGUGUGUCAGACCUAGAACACUGUCAUACGUGAUAGUGAAGGGCAUGGCAGGACACCUACAACUAGAAACAAACUUGGAGGGAGGAAGCAGAUAAACCUACUCACACACAAACAAACAGAAAUUACAUUUGAUAAAUGUUACACAGAUGCAUUUGUGCAUUUGAAUACUCUGUAAUUUAUAUGGUGUACUAUAUAAUGGGAUUUAAAAAAAGUGCUAUCUUUUCUAUUUCAAGUUAAUUGCAAAUGGUUUUGUAACUUUUUGCUUUUUAAAUCUUAAAAAAUAUAGCUGAAGUACUGUACAGGGUUGUACGAUAAGAACCCAAUGCCAUGGCAAAGGAAAGAAAUGCCUCAUUCUUCAGACAUUAACCAUUUUGAUUUUGGAGCUUAUUUAGGGGGGUACUGGCUCAGACAUUUUCCACUAGUUAGGAAAUGUGUUAACAGGAGAAUAACAUCAGACAUUUCUAAGUAGGACCAGGUGUCAGGAGAAAUACAAAUUAAGAUCCCCUGUAACUGAUAAAAUUUGAGUAACUUCUGUUAAAACAUUAUUAGUCCAUUUUUGCUGCCUCUGUAUUUUUUAGUUCCAGUUGGAGCAGGAAAUUGUGAGCUUUCUAGUAUCAAACACUAUGAAUCUCUCUGUUCUUUCUAUUCACUUUUACCAAGAUGCUCAUCACACAUCACAAAGGCUGGUAUUGAAACAUUAAAAGCAAAAGACUUGUUUGCCCUUAAGUUCUUGUCAAAAUCAACAUAUGCAACACACACACACACCAGCUUUUGUCAGAAUUUUUUGUCUACAAUCCAGAUAUUUUUCUUUUGUUUUCUUUUGUAAAGUAAGCACAUUUCUUUAAGUCCCAGGCUAGUCACAUCAUACUAUGAACUUAAUCAAUGCUGUUUAUUACAGCAGUCCAAGGGGAUCUGAUACAUUGGCCAGAGUAGCAAGCAGUACUUUGAUUCUAAUUAGUUAAAUAUAUAUCCAAAAGAUGUUAAAGGUUGAUGAAAGGAUUCCCUUUGCCAUUUCUUAGUUUCAUAAUAUUCCUUGAUAAUUCAGUCACUUAAGUUUGCUCCAAGAAAAAGAAAGCAAACCCUGUGGGGGCAUUAAAAUAAGUAAACACUUACUCAUAAAGUGUUUUGAGAUUUUUUUUUGGCAGGGAGGGGAAAAAUCAUCAUGUUUAAAAAUUAAGUUGGGUAAAAAUUGAUAUUUCAAGAAAACAAUCUGGUUAAAAAAAGCCACCUCAAUUUGUAGGACUUGUGUUAUCACACAUUCAUUCUGAAUCCAUUAACAAUCCCACUUGGAUUUGGCAUCUGAAGUCCAAUAAUACUCCUGAUUUUGUUUGAUUUCCUCAUAAUGUUAAUUUGAGAUUUUUGUUCAAUUUUGUACCUUUGCAAGUGACACCCUUAGAAUGUAUGGUGUACAGUCCGUAUAAAAAAUGAAAACCAAGCAAAAUAAACCCCACUCUCCUUAAUUAUAGAGGAGCUUGUAUAAGAAUAGCUCUGGUGUAGAAUACAAACUAUCUAUGGACCAUUUAUGGAGAACUUGGUGGAGCUCCUAAUAUGCAAAAAUCCACUAGUGGUAGGCCAAUUAACACUUUUCUCCCAGCAUAUAGACAUGUUUUAGGGGAGAACCAUCCCCUGAAUUCAUAUGUUGUGGGGUAGGGCACAGGUCCAUCACUACCUAUAGAAUAUCAUACAGUAGUUUGCAAAUGCAUAUAUACCAGUAUAUAGUGCAGAGAUAAGGAGCCUGGUAUUUUGUUUUGUUUUUUGGACUACAACUCCCAUGAAACUUAGCUAGCAUGGCUCAUGAUGUGGAAACGUGGUUGACGUUUAGCAACAUUCUAAGUGCCACAAGUUGCUCACCUCUGAUCUAGUACUUUUUUUGCUUGCUUAAAGCUUUCCACCCCCAUUCAACUUUUUCUUUUCUAAUUCAACUCACUACCUGCUCUUAGGCUUUGAACACCUAUAUGAUCCCAAAAUACGUGGGAAUGGAGCACACAACUACCAGUCAAUAAACGAGUUCAAAUAAAACAUUCCUUGAUAUAUAUAUAUAUAUUUGUGGCUGUUGGGAACUUUUUUUAAAAGAAAGAUGGAAGGAGGGAAGUCCCACUCUCUCCUAACAUCAAAAAGAACCCAUGCAGGUUGUCAUCUCAGUAAAACAUUUUUUAAUUAAAAGUUUAUCAAAUGAAGUGUUGAGGGACUAGGAUUGCUUAAUGUACUGAGUUGAAGGUCCCAGGAAGUAGGCAAAUGUGUCAGUCUUUUCUCUUAGUCCAAUUCUUAUUCACUAGAAAACAUGACUGUGCACACAGCUUCUUCAGUUGCUUGACAACAUUCAUUUUCCAUCUGAGGAGAUGGAUCAGCACUUUUGUGUAUGAUGGCAAAGUACAAUCAUUUCCUGAAUUAUGUCCCUUCCCACCCCACACCUUUUAUAACCACAUUUUGAAUUUCCAUUCUAUAUUCUGUAUAUUUGCUAUUUUCUCCAGCUAUAACAGGUAUUUUAGGCAACCUGUAUGGCUACUGUAAUAGUGAAGUCACUGAACCUUUGCUAAAUAAAAGGCUGCCGUAUGGUUUGAAAUGGUGUAA